UGGAAGUAGAUGCUAACUUUAAUCCGUUAAAGGUAUAACUUUUCUUGACUGCCAUGUCUUUGCAACCAAGCUCGAAAAUCAGCCAGUCAAUGUGAACCACUGCCCAAACCAGAACCUCUGCCAGAAAAUUCAUUUAAAACUAUCCCAGAAAAUUCAUUUAAAGCUCUCUGCGCACUGUGAAAGCGACACGGUAUAAGCAGCAAUCAGCAGAGACCUGGCGGUGGCGGUUGGGCCAUUUCCACUUUCUUUUUUUUUUCUGUUGGGUCAUUAAUGCCUGCCUCUUGCUAUUAAGAGUUUCAGAUAAGAUAACUGUUAGGCUGUUAGCUCGUCGCCAAAUAAGGAAAUUAAAAUCCUAGAAGAUUUUGUUUUCCAUUAUAAUGUACAGAGAGACAGAGUAUACAGUCAAAUAGUUCAUAAUUAUUUAUAUUAAUUAUUCUUGUUGGUUAGCUCUAGUUUUGGGUUAGGGGUAAACAGAAAACACCAGAAGCAACAACAUAGAAAGAAGAAUCAAAGCUCGUGAUUGGAGUGGCUGGAGAUACAGAUCAACACCAACACCGGUAGCUUCAGGAAGGAGAAGAAGAAGAUGGGCCACCAUAGACCAUGAUAAACAUCACCUCCAUAUUAUCACACUUCAUUAAGCCAUGGUAGACGCUGGACGAGUUCUGCUCCUUGUUCUAAUUCUGUUAUUGAUUCACUGUUCACUGGCCCAGCAUAGCUUCUUGAACUCCACCAGCGAACGUAUAGCUUUGCUUGAUCUCCGGUCAUCUUUAGGGCUCAGAAGCUCCGACUGGCCUAUAAAAUCCGACCCUUGUAAUAACUGGAAUGGAAUCCAGUGCAAGAAUGGCCGGGUCACCGGAAUAAAUAUAUCUGGUUUCAAACGGACCCACAUUGGGGGUUCAAAUCCCAGUUUCAGCGUCGAUUCCCUCGUUAAUUUGACGUUUCUGGAGUAUUUCAAUGCUUCUGGGUUCUCACUUCCCGGUUCGAUACCGUCCUGGUUCGGUUACGGGCUUGGUUCGCUGCAAGUACUCGAUCUCCGGUCUACUUCAAUGAGCGGUCCCCUUCCUGAUUCUCUCGGUAAUUUGACAAGACUCGAUGCUUUACAUCUAUCUGAUAAUAACCUUGCUGGUAGUAUACCCUCUGCAUUGGGCCAGUUAAUGCAAUUAUCAGUUCUUGACCUUUCGAGGAAUUUCCUCACUGGACAAAUACCUACUACUUUUGCAUUGCUUAGUAAUUUGUCAAGGCUUGACCUUUCUUCCAAUUACUUAACUGGGUCAAUUCCACCGGGUUUGGGUAACAUUGAUAGUCUGAAAUCCUUGAAUUUAUAUGACAAUAAUCUUGCAGCUUCAAUUCCUGUGGAACUGGGUAACCUUUCACAUUUGGUUGAACUUAAUCUUGCCAAAAACUCAUUGUCUGGGUCAUUGCCUGUAGAAUUAGCAGGGUUGAAGGACUUGGUACGGAUGGAAAUUGGGGAUAAUGGACUAGAGGGUUGGUUGCCAGAUGGUUUGUUUUCCAGUCUUAAAAAAUUGCAAGUUGUGGUGUUAAGUGGGAACAAAUUUGAUGGUGCUCUACCUGAGGCAUUGUUGUCAUUGCCGAGCUUGCGGGUUCUUGAUGUGUCUUACAACAACUUUACAGGUGUUAUAUCUACUUUCAGUUCAAAUGGUACUGCCAGUGAUGUCUUGUUCAAUCUUUCAAAUAAUCUUUUAUAUGGAACUCUGGCCUCUCCUUUUGGAAAUUUUAGUUUGAUCGAUCUUUCUGCAAAUUAUAUCCAAGGAGAAGUUCCUGAUGGUAGUCAAAGCAAUGUUAGCAUUGCCAGGAAUUGUCUUCAGGCUGUGUCGAAUCAGAGGAGUUUGCGAGAUUGUAAAUUAUUUUAUGCUGAGAGAGGAUUAAGUUUUGAUAAUUUUGGAACCCCUGAACCAACACAGCCCCCAUUGCCUGAAGCUGCUCUUAAAAAGAGAAGAAAACGAUGGAUUUACAUUUUGGUGGGAUUGUUUGGUGGACUUGGCUUCAUUGUGAUUUUGGUACUAGUUAUGAUAGUUGUGCUGCGGAGGUGUCAUAAUACCAUUGCAAACCAGAAAGGCAGUGCUAAUGUGGGGCCUGUUCCAGAAGGAGAUAGCCCGUCACUUCCCAACGAUCCUGUUAUUUUAUCUGGUUUUAGAGAUUCAUUUACUUAUGAACAAUUACUUUGUUCAACCAGUGAAUUUGAUGAUGCAAAUCUUAUCAAGUCUGGCCACUCUGGAGAUCUCUUUCGGGGUUUUCUAGAUGGAGGAAGCCCCGUAGUUGUAAAAAAGGUGAACUCCCAUUCUGUGAAGAAGGAAUCAUACAUGAUGGAAUUAGAACUAUUCAGCAAGUAUUCACAUACAAGAUUGGUCCCAUUCCUGGGGCAUUGUUCAGAGAAUGACAACGACAAGCUUCUGGUCUAUAAAUAUAUGCCAAAUGGAGACUUGGCUAGUUCCUUGUAUAGGGUAAGCGAUUUUGAGGAUGACAGUGUACAGUCCCUAGAUUGGAUUACAAGAUUAAAGAUUGCAAUAGGAGCUGCUGAAGGUCUUUCAUAUCUGCAUCAUGAAUGUAACCCUCCCCUUGUUCAUAGAGAUAUUCAAGCAAGCAGUAUCCUUCUGGAUGAUAAGUUUGAGGUGCGACUUGGAAGCCUGAGUGAGGUCUGUAUCCAGGAAGGGGAUUCACACAACAAUGUGCUCACAAGGUUCUUGCGGAAACCACAAUCCUCUGAACUAGGCCCUUCUGGUUCAUCAUCAGCGACUUGUGCUCAUGAUGUGUACUGUUUCGGAAAGGUCUUGCUCGAGCUCAUAACAGGGAAACUAGGCAUCAGUAAAUCGGAUGAUGCCACUACAAAGGAGUGGCUAGAACACACGCUGGGAUAUAUCAGUGUAUAUAACAAGGAACUGGUGACAAGGAUUAUUGACCCGUCUCUGGUCAUAGAUGAAGAUUUGUUGGAAGAAGUAUGGGCCAUGGCAAUUGUGGCCAGAUCAUGCCUUAAUCCCAAGCCUUCAAAACGUCCCCCAAUGAAAUAUAUACUCAAAGCAUUGGAAAACCCUUUGAAAGUUGCGAGGGAGGAGAAUUACAGUUCAGGGAGGCUGAGAACAACUUCAUCUAGGGGAUCCUGGAGUGCCGCCUUUUCUGGCGGUUGGCGACACAGCUCAUCAGAAAAUGCUAUUGUUCCAGGCCACGCUAACCGCGAAGGUGUAAGCGGCUUGAAGCAGCCAGGAAGAAUAGGAUCUCAUAGCAGUGGUGGAAUUGAACACACAUAUUCUAAUAAAAGGUUAUCCAAUGAAAUUUUCCCUGAGCCACAUGAAAUGCAAGAUGUAGAGCAGCUAGAUGAGCAUUAGUUAGCAUGGUGUUUUCAGAUGUUCAUUGAGUAUACUGUGGCCCUUGCAGUUGUGUGUUAAGAAUCAUAUUUGAUAGCUUCUCAUCGGGGAUUAAAGCAAUUGAUUGACAAGCUGAUUGGCCUGCCCGUGAAAGAUUUUUCUUUUUCUGACUGGCUAUGCUAUUGAGGCGUGACUGAGAAUUGAAAUAACACUGUUUCUGUUUGCUUGUACACAGACUCAUUCCUGGAAAUUUCAUAGAAAUGGACAUUUUUUUCA
Hevea brasiliensis (rubber tree) is the source of this 3596-nucleotide messenger RNA. RefSeq names its product probable LRR receptor-like serine/threonine-protein kinase At2g16250. The record is from RefSeq and is a predicted model, not a curated record. Lineage: Eukaryota; Viridiplantae; Streptophyta; Magnoliopsida; Malpighiales; Euphorbiaceae. Gene Ontology annotation, biological process: protein phosphorylation. Gene Ontology annotation, molecular function: protein kinase activity; ATP binding; protein binding. The transcript has 5 exons. Bases 642 to 3341 code for a protein of 899 amino acids.